Lutra lutra (Eurasian river otter) is the source of this 6894-nucleotide messenger RNA. RefSeq lists its product as uncharacterized. The transcript has 2 exons. NCBI's taxonomy places the organism in Eukaryota, Metazoa, Chordata, Mammalia, Carnivora, Mustelidae. The coding region runs from base 2764 to 3747 and encodes 327 amino acids. The record is from RefSeq and is a predicted model, not a curated record.
AGCAACGGAAGCGACCUGGAUGUUGAAAUCAGUUCACCUCUGCGGAGACACUAGGUCCAGGGGAGACGUGGGGCUCCGGCGUCCCAUGGCCCCUCAUGGCGUCUGUCCUAAUGAGAAGUUAGGGCCCGGCAUGGUCCCCCGUGCACACAGUGCUCUCCCUGUAGGUGAAGAUGUCACGGUGUCGUUUGCUGGGAUUCCCCACAUCCAAGGGGCCACGAAUCCGUCCGGCCAGACCAAUUCCCUCACUGCAGGGAGCGGAGCCCGCAGACCCCCUGGCACACAGCCCUGAAGGGCCCCCAGCUGGGCAGCAGGUGGAAGGAAGGCCAGUGAUGUGGCCGAUUCAGACAGCGGCUUUGAGGUGCCUUCACUUUCUGUUUGGGUCAGUGACCCCCCCCUGAGGCCCCCAAGCUGGGGCUGGCCCUCCUCGCUCUCAUGGGGCCCGGAAAGGUGACCAGACCAGGGAUCACCUUGCAGGCCAAGUGGUGACACCAGCUCCACGAGGGGAAGGGCCAGUGGCAGGCACGGGCUGCCUAGGACACCUCGCUCAGAUUCUGCCUGGGACACCCCCCAGACCAAGGAACCCCCCCCUUGUUAGACCUGAAGGGCCCCCAGCUGUCCAGCACCUCCUUCCCCCGGGCUGUAAAUCAGGGACAUCUGCUUUCCUCACUGCAUAGUUUCCGUCUUCCUGGGAACACUUUGUCUCUGCCACGUGAGCAUAGGGACUGGACGCCAUCCAGCUCCUCCCUGCGGCCCUCCGCCCUCCCCCUGCAGCGGGGGCCCCGGGACCCCGAGAGCAAGCCCCGGCCUUCUCUGCCUAACACCGGACCCCCAGCCCCCAGGGCGGGAUGCCUCGCAGGCCUGAGGGCAGGGGCCGGGUCUGAGCAUUCUGGCGGGCGCGUGUGCGUGUGAAGGGGUCCACGCCGGCCCCUCGCUCCCCUGCUGCUGGGCUGUGCGGCCCUGGGGCACGGGGCAGCUGUGUCCUUCGCUACCACAAAUGUUGACCGAGCCCUGCCUGAGGCCCCAGGUGCUGGAAGGCACUGCCCCUCACCCCCAGAGGAGCACAGGCCCUGCGGCAGAUGGUGCCAGAGACCGCCCACAUGGCUGGAGCCCCUUCAGGCGUCAGGGACAGUCUAGGGACGCAGGAAGAACCCCGCCCCCUGCCACUAAGGCCAACUUCAGUAGGACUGAUUUUUUAAAUUCAGCCGUGUUUUUGAGGAAAGACAAAGUGCGAGAGGUAGGGCUGCCAUCCAUGGAAAGGUGGCCGCGGGGCAGCCCCUGCCGGGUCUGUCGGAAUCAUCAGCUUCUCUGCAGACCUGCGCCCUGAGCCAGAGGAGGCCCGUCCUCACGGCGCAGGAGGCGCCAGGCGGCUGGUCGUGCUCGAGGAGCUGUGGCCCCGGGGGUCGUGCAGAGGUGCCCACCAUGCCGCGUCUCAGGGGUUGUGCUGGGUGGGAAUCCCGCGCAUUUGACCCCAUUGUGUCCGACUCGCAGGAAAGGUGCAGGAACACCGAACGACGUUUGUCGGGCACCCGGUCGCCGCUGGCCACGUGACCUCGCACGCCUGCUAUUUGAGCCUGAACCUUUUUCUCGUUCAUCUUCUGUAGCCUUUAACGUGACAUCUGCCUUGGGGACAAUUUCCAGUGGGUCUGACCCAACCGAAAGGUGUUUCCUCCAGAUUUGCCAGGAGUAUCCUGCAUGGAAAUCUGAUUUCCUGGAAUUAUUACUCAGUCUUCCUCAGUGAUCUGAAUUGCCCAUUAAGCAGGAGUGGAUGUCUCCGUUCCUGUCAAGUUCUGGAAUCUUCCAGCCGGGCCGUCUCUGUCAGGAAGGCUUGCGUGAGCUCUGGGAAGUGCUUGUGUUUGGUGACGGAAGGAGCACUUUGGGCCUAGAAUUAAUCCGGGAACCACCCACGUGGGCUGUUCGGGCCAGUUCUAGGUGCUUCUGGGUCUUAUCAGGGGGCAUCUCCCUCCCUCCCCAGAUAUGCCUCCGGUCACCAUCGCUCUCCCAGCCCCGAGACCUGUCAGGUGGCAGCAGAAAUUUCUGGGGACCAGACGAGAGGGUGCUGCCCUCUUGUCCCGAGGCCGCCCACACGCAAGCAGGCCAGACCCUUUUCUCAUCAGCCAUGAGCCAUGUCCCACAUCCUGCGGCUCACUGACCAGCUAGAUGGGGCCUGGGCUCCGUGUGGCAUCGUCCAAAGCCACGUUUCCGCGCGGGGAGCGGGGGCAGUGACAUCUGGCAUGGCCGCGCGGAUGGCUCCCUGAGGUGUUUCUCCAACCCAGACCCGUCCCCUGAGCUCAGGUCUUGUCGUGCACCGCCAUCCCCCAGAGAGUGUCCCUCCCCAGCCACAGGCCACCUCUGUCACCUGCCGCCCACCCUGAGUUCUAAAGUGAGGCUCGGGCACUUGUGGGGUGAACGUUUGGUCCUGGGACAGCAAGCGCAUCACCCGCCCGGCACUGAGGUUGCCCUGGGUCCAGCUGGCCCUGGGUCUUGUGGGUCAGUUUCCCACGGGUGGUCUCGGGCUGGCCCCUGGAGCUGCCAUCCCGACGGUCCCCCCACCCCGAGCAGCGUGUCCCGAGCUGCACCCCACCCGCGGUCACACGAGGGGUGCUGCGCGGCCUGCAAAGGUGCUUCCUGUGCCUGGCGGGGUCGAGCCCAGGGUGGCAAAUGCACGACUCGGCAAGUCCCUCCAGACGCGGCUCCGUCACGUAGCCUGGCCCCCGGCGUCCCACGGGCCUACGUCCGUGCGGACGGGACAGAGCCGCGGUGAUCAUGGGGCCUGUCGCCCCGGGGACACUGACGUGCCUGCGGACCCUGGCAGUGGCUUCAGCUGACGGUGGGCAGCAGGCAGCUGUGGGCACAGGGGCUGGUGGACCGCCAACGCUGCCCACCGCAGCCGCACAGUGUCCUGGUCGGGAGCUUGGGCCACGAUCGGCCCGUCCCCUUAAAGCCCUGCGGGGAAUCAACUCAAAUGCUCCCCUGCCCUCUCGGGCUCCCCGCCCCUCACCGGCACUGCGCGACACCCUUCCUUCACCCAGAGGGGCCUGCGCCGCUCCCUCUUCCUCUGUGGCCCGGGCCGCUGACUUCCUGGGGCUCCAGGCCUGCUGUGGGCUUGGCCUGCAGCCUCGGCCCCGGAAGCCGCCAGUGCACGGGGCGCAUCUCAGCUGUGCAGCCGCGUCCUUGGAGAAGGCUCCCCCGACCUCCACAUCCCAGAGCCCCUUCCUGCGGCUGCGGCUGCGGCUGGCCUCCCUGUUCCUGACCUCAGGGCACGGCUGUCACCCUGAAAGGAUCCCAGAGCCCUUUGCUUACUGUUGUUGCAGUGGUGACUGGGUUCAGCAGCUGAGUUCCCAGCGAGGGUGGAAAAUUACAACAGGAAACCUAGAUACGAGGCCCUUUCCACAGACAGGGAAUUGUUUUUCCCUCCUAAGUGGGGAGCAGGGCUCUCAGGGUGGCUUGUGGGGCUCCUGCCAUUGUUCGUUCAUUCCAAGCAGCAGGAAGAACAUAGGUCCAGGAGCAAAGCUUUGUCCCGAGACUUGCCAGAGAAAUCCCCCACCCACGCCCCUGCCCUGGUCACAAGGCGUAGGACGCGGCGGCCCUGAGGACACAGCACUGAGUGCGGAGGCAUCCCCCUGUCUGCCCGCAGUGCUUGUUCAAGCGUUGGGGAAAGAGGAGGCACUGCUUGGGGGCCGUGGGUCACGGGCCACCCCCACCCCAAGUGGCUCCGGGCCACGGGUACAGGACGGAGGGUCAUCUUGACAGACUCCCCAGUGCCACACACACCCUGGGGAGGUAGGUUGGCGGCUGCCUGGGUGCCUGCUGGACAAGGCUGCGUCGGUGUCCCCUGCAGCUGCUCCCACAAUGGCGUGGGCAGGGCAGGCCCACUCAGCAGGAUUGGAUUUGGGGCUGGUCCCCCGGAUGGUGGCCGGACGGCUGCCUCCCACGGGGGCACCGCCCAGGGUUGCUACCUUGGGCAGCAUGAGAGCCUCAUGGCUUCUCGGGACUCAGAGCCCCGUGCUUUUGCCUCGGGGCCGAGGCUCCCUGGUCUGAGUGCGUCCGUGGGAGCCUGUCCCGUCCCGCCCAUCAGAGCUUGGCUGCCAGGCAGUCAGCUGUAUGGCUGGCCUGGAGGCAUCUGGGAAGCAGCUCUGUGUCCUCUGCCUGGCCUGGGAGAGGAGCCCAUCAUGGGAAUGGAAGGUCAUGUCCUCUUCUGGAUGCCCUGUUCCUUCCCACCGGGUGGCAGCCGCCUUCAACCCUGCCACGCACCAGACACGGUCACUCGAACCGCACGGCAUCCCUCCCAGGGAGCGGAGACGGUCAGAGGACCAGGGCUUGGGGCCGUGGCUGCAGCCACUGGAUGGGACGAGCGUCCGUGAGGAGCGCUUGGGGGUGGGGGCAUCUCCACCUGUGGCGGGGACCUGGUGUCCCUCUUGCGGAACCUGCCAGGUAGUGACACAUCUGUCUCCGCCCAGGCAGGAGGCGGAAAUGGUCUCUGACACGUUAUCGGGAGUGGAGGAGGGGUGGGCUCUGUCGCUUCUGGAACACCAACCCCCCCACCCCAUGGUGCCAGCCCUGUGUCCCUGGGCCUGGGUCAGGCUGGGUGGGCCAGGUCCCCAUAGUCUGGGCUGCUGGGCAGGGGUGCUUACAUCUGGGGAUGCUCUGAAGCCACCAGAAAAGUCAGGAGCGAGGCCAGUGCAGGACCCAGUGCCCCAUGAGAGACGUGGGGACGGGCACUGGCCCACUGGAGGGGACAGCCUUUGUCUCGCCCAUUUUGAGCCCAGCCACGCAGCCACAGCCGCCCCCGUGAAGAAGCCUCCCUGAACCCACGCCCAGCGAGCACAGCUUUCCAUGGAGCUGAAUUCUAGGUGAGUGUGGCCUCCCCUUGGAUGCCUCCAUGACAGGGAGCUCAACCCUCCACAGGCCUUCAACACUUGAGCUCAGCCACAAACACCUGAAUGUCCAUUUUUAACAUUGAUCCAAAAUACGCUUUUCUGAAACUUCCAUUCCUGGGGUCACCUGGGCUUUCACGUGUAGAAUACGAUGAGCCCCUCAGAACCCAGACCGUGGGCCAGGUGCAGGCUCUCCCAUCACCAGCUGUAAGGGACUCCUCGAUCACACACACCCCUGGGCCUUCGAGGAAGGAUGGCUCUGAGGACACGGCCGCCUGUCCCUCCUCGGGGCAGAUAUCCUCCUCACUCGCACGCAGGCACCCACGGAGCUGAGGGCUCUCCCGGGCCGAAGAAGUCUCUGCAGACCGAGCGUCCGCAGUAAACGUCCCCAGUGCACAUGAAGACGUGGGCUGGGGGGUCGCGGAGUCAUCGCUGGCUGGUGCGGACGGGGGCGGGCGGCCACCCCUGCAAGCUGGAGCCUGCCUGUGGUCCUUCCACAGACGCCCUCCUGGGCGGCUCCAGGCUGAAGGUCAGCGCUUGGCUGCUGGGCAGCUUCCUGGCCGAGACCAGCCGUCCACCCAGAGGCGGGCAGCUUUGCGCCAGAGGGCCUGGGUGGGAUGUCCAUGUUGAAGGACAGGGUUGGAGCAGCCCCUGGCAGGGGGGCAGGCUGGGUCAUCCUUCUGGGAUGGGGAGAAGGGCUGGGGCCCCACUCACACGACCCCUGACCCACAGCCUUCAGCUGCUGACCCUGGGCCCGUGGAAGUGCCAGCUCGGCCCACCUCGGACCUUGUUCCUGGUCCUGUGGGGCCAGUGCUCUGCCCCCUCCCCAUGACCAACCAUGGGACUCAGGGGCCUCGGGAGGGAGAGGCUGGGGCCAGCAGAGCGGGAAAGGCGCUGGAGCAGAGUCCAGAGGAAGCCCAGCGCCCCUGCGACUCCUGGGAACGCGGGUCCGGGUCUGCAGACCCAACGGCCUGAGACACCACCUUGGGGUUCUUGGUCUCCCAUGCAGCCGCCGCUGCUUGGGGGGUGGGUGUGGACGGGGGCGUGGACAUGCCUGCUGUGGGGCGUGGCCUGGGGGAGACACACAACCCCGGGCACGGCACCCACGAGGCAGUGUCCCCUUCAAACUGAGCCCGCGGCUAAGGGCAGGGCCUGGGGCUGGGAGCCGAGGGCGCCUCUAGUUCCAGGACGGGCACCCCGGGGUCUGCGGUGUCCUGCGGAGCUGACUCGGGGUCCCGCAGAUGGACGCCCGCCCUGCACACCGCCGGGCAGAGCGCACGUGUUGUCCCGGCUGCUGACACACGACACCGACCCGGCUUCGGGGUGCAGCUGCGCGUCGCGUCACGGAAAAGCAGAUGCGCAGAGCCCAGCCCCGUGUUUGUGAUGUGGUGAAGUUGGUGGGUUUCUCUGCUCACCUGAGGGUCGGGGAGGCCCCACCCUGGGGGGCGGCUUCUGCACCGGCUCUGGGAGUCACCAGCCUGAGGACGUGUCUCGGGUUCACCCGCAGGAAGCAGAGUCUCACUGGCUGUCUCUCCCGCGGUCUUGAAGGACUCGUCCCUCUGCCGUCGCUUCCCCACUGGAGCUCGAGUUUAUUCCCGGGCUUGUCCCCUCCUGGCAGGGGCUGCAGGGGGGCCGCCGGGAGCAGGGAGGGGAGAAGCCUCCGGCUGUGUGGGCUCACGGCCCUGCCUCUGGGCCGCUCCCCCCGACCCCGUGCAUGCGGCGGUUCGCGGCAGGAGGAGCCGAGUGCCACCCUGGACGUAACUAGAGGUCACCUCGACACCCCCCACUGCCACACCCGGAGCACAGGUUUAUAACCAAAUUUUCUGGUAAAAUGUGCUUUUCCGGUUAGCGGGUCCGCCGGUCCCCCAGGUGUGAAGCGUCUCCCGUCCGGGUCAGGACUCCCCGGGUAGCGGGACGAGACGGUGUGCGGGGAGCUGUGGUGUCACUCCGCGGGGGACGUCCCUGCACCUGCGAGCACCAGGUCAUCGCGGCCCACAGACUCGUGGGGCAGCUGGUCUCA